This is a messenger RNA of Cokeromyces recurvatus, 1026 nucleotides long. RefSeq lists its product as uncharacterized. The record is from RefSeq and is a predicted model, not a curated record. Lineage: Eukaryota; Fungi; Mucoromycota; Mucoromycetes; Mucorales; Mucoraceae. Gene Ontology annotation, molecular function: mRNA binding. The coding region runs from base 1 to 1026 and encodes 341 amino acids. The transcript is spliced from 2 exons.
AUGUCAACUGAAAAAAAAAAGGGAGCCGCAGCAACAGAGGAAGCACAAUAUGCAGCAGAAGAAUAUGCUGUAAAUGACUAUAGUGCUUCUUCUAAUUAUAGUAUACCACAGGGUUAUUAUAACGAUAAUGGAGAAUACAUUGAAAAUGGAAGUUAUAAUUACGCAGAUGCCAGUCAAUACUAUUACGGGUAUGAUUAUACAACAGGAACAUAUACUAAUUCCAAUAUGACGUCAACUGAUACCUCAGGAGCAGGAUAUAACUAUGAUCAUUAUUAUUCACAACAAGCUUAUUAUGAUCCGUCAGCAUAUAAUACUACAGUACCCGAAUCUGUUGCUGCCAUUCAAUCAGCAAUGGCAACUCCAAAAUACAAUACAACACCUGUAGCAGCUUCACCUUUAACUUCUACUGCCACUUCUACUAUACCGCUUAGGACAUCCAUCACUACUAAUACAACAACAACAACAACAGCAAAUAAUCUAGCACCUAAAAUAUAUUAUCCCUCAACCGCUAAUCCUAAUAAUCCAGUGGGUCCUGUUAUCGUAUCAAAGACCGGCUAUACAGGACCUCAAUCUGCAAAUGCAACAACAACAACAACAGCAACAACCUCAACAUCAGCAUCAAAUGACAAUAAAAAGAAAAAGAAAAAAACGACUGUUAGAGUAGCAGGCGGAGAAGUAUGGGAGGAUCCUACGUUAGAAGAAUGGGAUCAAAAUGAUUAUCGUUUAUUUGCAGGUGAUUUGGGUAAUGAGGUAACUGAUGAACUUUUGUAUAAAGCGUUUUCAAAGUAUCCUAGUCUAUUAAGAACACGAGUUGUACGUGAUAAUCGAACUUUAAAAUCAAAAGGAUUUGGUUUUAUAAGUUUUAAGGAUCCUGAUGACUUUGUUAGAGCUUGGAGAGAAAUGAAUGGUAAAUAUGUUGGAAAUAGACCUAUUAAAUUGCGUAAAAGUAACUGGAAAGAGCGUAACAUUGAUGUUAAAGCUAAAAAAGAAAGAGAGCGCUUUGGACCCUAUUCAAAGCAUAGAUAA